ACUCUGGUGACGUCACCGCCUUCCAGUAUUUGUAGUAUUUUUGGCGGGGUUCGUUUGAAAACUACGUCCCUUCAGAUGUCCGAUUCAUUUAGUAAACAUUAACUCUUCAACGUGACAACAUGGAGCGUGGAAGGAUGAGUCGAGCAACAAGCGGCAGACCGUCGGAGCUGCCUAUGCGAGUACAAGACACCAACAGGAUGAGCAUGGUGUAUACGACACCAAAGAGUAAACAGCCUUCCUUUGGGAAGCUGAACAUACCCAAACCGCAGUCUGUGACCUCUGAAAGGCGGACCAGCUUCUUUGGUGCCCGCAGGAGUGUAGGAGCCAGCAUGCCUCGCAACAGCACCAUGUCAGGGUUUGGAGGAACUGAGAAGAUCAAAGACACGAGACCUCUGCACGAUAAAUCCUUUGUUCAGCAAUGUAUCAGACAGCUGCAUGAGUUCUUGACAGAGCAGGGUUACCCAGGCACUUUGUCAGCCAAGACCCUCCAGUCUCCCUCUACCAAGGAGUUUGUGAAGGUGUUUGAGUUUGUCUACCGUCAGCUAGACCCGACCUUUGAGAUGCCAAACUCAAAAGUUGAGGAGGAGGUUCCAGCUAUCCUGAAAGCCCUGAGGUAUCCAUUUGUUCUCUCCAAGUCUUCGAUGUAUUCUGUUGGAGCUCCCCACACCUGGCCUCAGGCACUUGGGGCUCUCAUGUGGCUUAUUGACCAAGUCAAGAUCAACUGGAGUUUGAGUAAGCAGGAGCUGCUGUUCAGUGACUUCUGUGAAGACAGCGACAAUAUCGAGGAGGGGGCCGAGUAUAACAAGCUCCUCUUAGACUAUACAGCUGAGGCAUACUCCAAGUUCAUGCAGGGUGAAGACUCAUUCGAUGAUGUGGAUGAAUUCUUCCUCAAUAAACUAAAGAAACUGUACAACGUUGAUGAGACUCUGCUGGCUUCAAUGGAGGAGAAAUACAGAAUACUCACAGAUGAGGUUGAACGACUGGAGAAGGAUAGCCAGACGGACCGUCUAAUGACCAAGAGAAUGGAAAGGGUGAAGCUGCAGGCAGACCUCAAGAAACUCCAGAGUUAUCGAAGCAACCUGGAGUCCUUCAAAGCCAACCUGGAGAACAGAGCUUCAGAACUGAGUGAUGAGCUGGAGACUACUGGCAGUCACCUGGAGUCUCUAAAACAUGAGCAAAAUGAACUGCAAGUCCGCUUGCAGAACCAGAAGUUCACUCCAGCUGAUGUCGAGAGGAUCAACAGAGAGAAGAGAGAACUCCAACAGACCAUCAACAGUCUCAGCAAGUCUCUGGAAGAUGCUGAACAGCACAAGUGGAACGAGGAGAUCGCUCUGGCCAAAGUGAAAGAGAAGACGGAGUUGAAGGUCACUGAGUACCACAAGCUGGCACGUAAACUGAAGCUGAUACCACUGUCUGCAGAGAAUGCCUGUGGUCAUGACUUUGAGAUCAGGCCAUUUGAAUGUGGACCCGGCAGCAUGGUUCAACAUAAAAUGCAGAUACAGAUGCUCCUUAGAAAGCUGGUCAGUGACGUGGAGGAAGAAAACAGUCGAUUAGCCAACAUGAAACUCAGUCUGGAGGAGUCUAGUGAGCAGGUGAAUUCUAACAUCUUGGACAAGUCCAAUGACCUAAAGCAGCUGAGAGAGCAGAUUCGCAAGCUGGAUGAACGAUUGGAUUCUGACAUGCAGGAGCUUGCCCAAGAGGAACAGGACUGGGCAACAGAGGUGGAUUCAGUGGAGAACCAUCGUACACUUCUUGAGAAGAAGGUUAAUUAUGGUUACGACGAGUCCGUGCAACAACUGAAGACAGCGCAACAACAGUACCACCUGGUGCUUCAGGAGACCAACGAGGAGAGACGAACAGUAGCCAACAACCUUGCAUCUGUAUUCACCACAGCUGCCAACCACUUGUCAAUCACAGAGAAGUGCCUGGAGGAUCUGCACGGCAGAGUUCAACGUGUCUGCUCUAAGGCUGUGGAAGAGGAUGACGCUGCUGUACAGAAGCUGAGGGAAACUUUGAAGAGCUUCACGUCCAAGGCAAACAGUCUGUGAAGUGAGAUGAGAGGAUAGAGGCAUUUCAGAGAUUAGGGAUGUGUGGGGGACUUCUCCCUGUCGUUUGUGUUUUUAGUUUGGUUCCAUCUUGGAAAAAAGAAACUUACUUUAUUAGUCCUGAACAAGUUCUUGUAAUGUAUCAUAUGACUUAUUACCUUAGAUUAACAAAAAAUGUCGCCGUCAGUUUUCUUGUAUAAAUUAUUCUGUUUCAAUUACAACAGCAGUGUGUUUUUGCAACACAGAUUUCAAACAAAGUGGUUGCAUUGAGAUGAAGGUUUUGAUACAUGGCCUUUUAGUUCUAGUAUUUACAGACUCUGCUUUUUAAAUGUCUGUGUUUCUUGUCAUUUAAGUCAACACUUUUCAGUUUAUGUUAUUAAUGAACAUUCAAAUGCAAAAUAAAAAUGACCUUUAAACCCUCCAAUUUUUAUAAAAUAGUUUCUGUGCCACACAAAAUAAUUAAAUAUUUUUCACCGUUUAACACUGAAAUACAUUUUAAUCAAUUAUUGUUAUACAGAAAAAUGAAAAUAUUGCAGAACACACUUUUUUUUUUAAAGGUUGAGUCAAUAUAAAUUUGUUUGUUAAUUUCCUUACUGUGUUCAUACUGCACCUCGUCAAAUAGUUGUGUUGUACUGAAGCCACUAGAAGGCAGCAUAUGCCUCUGGUUGCUAUAUAUUUACACAUUUUACUGUGAAACUAUUGGUUAAUGUUAAUGUUGCAGUUAAUUUGAUAUCAACUUGGUUUAUUGAAGUAUUCAAAUAUUAAAAGCUUUGUAACAACUCUCUUGGUCGGAGUAAGAACCUUAUAUAAUUCCCUUUAGUUGUUUUUGUAGGUUGAAUCUCCUGCUUGCAUUCUUGAUUGGAGUUAAUCCAGCAUUCCUGCAGCACCACCAUCAGAACAAAUUUUAGCCAACUUUAUACUUAUGGGUAUCCAAACCCAAUAAUCUGUGAAUUCAUGAAUUUGACAUCUGAUUUGUUCAACACUGGUUGCCAAUGAAAUAGCAGGCAUAGUUUCCAUUUGUGUCGGUCUCAUUUCUCCUAGUUAUUCUGAACACAGAGCAUUUAAGUUCCACAUGACAGCCAAAACCCAUAAA
Anoplopoma fimbria (sablefish) is the source of this 3138-nucleotide messenger RNA. RefSeq names its product NDC80 kinetochore complex component (gene ndc80). Gene Ontology annotation, biological process: attachment of mitotic spindle microtubules to kinetochore. Gene Ontology annotation, cellular component: Ndc80 complex. Bases 120 to 2048 code for a protein of 642 amino acids. The transcript is spliced from 17 exons. The record is from RefSeq and is a predicted model, not a curated record. Lineage: Eukaryota; Metazoa; Chordata; Actinopteri; Perciformes; Anoplopomatidae.